GUCGCUUGUUCAUUGAAUUGUAAAUUGUAACAAAACAAAUCAGUUGGUGAUUUAUUAAUUUUUGUGUUUUGGUUUAUCCAAAUUCCUUUGUCUGAAUGUGAUGAUAACAAAUGAAACUUUAGAUUUGGCUUUAACCACAAUAAAGAUAAUUCUUCUGAUAUUAGAAGUUUCCAACUAUGACUAUACUGACAAGUUCUAUUAUCAGUUUUAGAUUUUAGAGAUGUCGACCAUAACUACAAAUGCUCCAUCCUCUGCAGAUGCUUGCUUGAGCAUUGUUCAUAGUUUGAUGUGCCACAGACAAGGUGGUGAAAGUGAAGGUUUUGCUAAAAGAGCAAUAGAAUCCUUAGUUAAAAAAUUGAAAGAAAAGAGAGAUGAACUAGAUUCUUUGAUCACAGCUAUUACUACUAGUGGUGCUCAUCCUAGCAAAUGUGUAACCAUACAGAGGACACUGGAUGGUCGUCUCCAAGUUGCAGGACGCAAAGGUUUUCCACAUGUAAUAUAUGCCCGAAUAUGGCGAUGGCCAGAUCUUCAUAAGAAUGAACUCAAACAUGUAAAAUACUGCCAGUUUGCUUUUGACCUGAAGUGUGACUCAGUUUGUGUAAACCCAUAUCACUACGAAAGAGUAGUGUCACCUGGUAUUGACCUAUCUGGAUUGACGUUACAAUCUGGGGCACCAAGAUUGGUGAAAGAUGAAUACACAGCAGGACCAGGUAGCAGUAUGGAUAUAGAAGGGAUUGAAGGUAUCUCACAAACUAUACAACAUCAUCCUCCACAGCAGAAUUUCACCAUCACUGGGCUACAAACUGCCCCUGCAAGUGAUCCUGGAUUAUAUAAUUCAACGAACAGGCCUGUUUUGGGGUCGACAACAGUACCUAAAAUUGAAAGUGGACAAGAUACGUGUUCCAGAACGAACUGGGUACCCCAUAUGCAUAUGCAUCGUCAAAACCAAGUAACCUCCAGUAAUAUAACCAACCAACCGCAAACCGGAAGGUCAGGUACACCGAUUCAUGUGACAUCAUCGAGCAACCAAUUCUAUACGACCACCCAGCCUUCAGUAGUGUCGGAUAGCAGAUCUCAGGAAGCCAUAUCACAAAACCUAGCCAGUAAUUCCCCGGUAUCUCCUCAUCUCCAGCAAAACGGUUUCAAUACCACUCCGAACAACACAGUAGCUUCCAGCAAUAAUGGGACAGUUUCGGGUACGCAAGCAACACCUACUAUUGGUCAAGCUUUACCUGGUGCUGGUGGUACGUGGACUGGCUCGAAUACUUUAACCUAUACACAUUCAAUGCAACCGCCUGAAAGAAAUCACCAUAAUGCCUAUUGGAAUCACAAUUCAUCAACCCAGAUGGGAGGGGAAGUCAACAUCGCAGGCCUACUCUCCACCCAGCCUGCCCCUGAGUACUGGUGUUCAGUGGCGUAUUUUGAACUCGAUACACAAGUUGGAGAAACAUUCAAAGUUCCCUCAAACUGCCCGAACGUCACUAUCGAUGGAUACGUCGAUCCUUCAGGAGGUAAUAGAUUUUGUUUGGGCGCCUUGAGCAAUGUUCAUAGGACGGAACAAAGUGAAAGGGCACGUUUACACAUCGGCAAAGGGGUGCAGCUUGACCUGAGGGGUGAAGGAGACGUUUGGUUGAGGUGUUUAAGUGACCAUUCUGUAUUUGUGCAGAGUUAUUAUCUGGAUAGGGAGGCUGGAAGGCAACCAGGAGAUGCUGUUCACAAAAUAUAUCCUGGGGCUUACAUCAAGGUGUUUGAUUUACGUCAGUGCCACCAUCAGAUGACUUCUCAAGCUGCUACUGCUCAAGCUGCUGCGGCAGCCCAGGCAGCUGCAGUUGCUGGUCAUAUUCCUGGACCUCAUUCUGUGGGAGGAAUCGCGCCAGCUAUAAGUUUGUCUGCCGCCACUGGAAUCGGUGUUGAUGACUUGCGAAGGCUGUGCAUACUGAGAUUGAGCUUUGUCAAAGGUUGGGGCCCCGACUACCCUCGUCGACAGUCGAUCAAGGACACUCCUUGCUGGAUCGAAGUCCACCUACACAGAGCCCUACAGUUGCUGGACGAAGUUUUGCAUACAAUGCCAAUCGAUGGGCCCCGAGGAAUAGAGUAAGCCAGAUUCCCAGGAUUAUAGUGAUUUUUUUGUCUAUUGAUUGCAUAUCGUCAGCUUAAAUUAUCAACCAGUUAACUCCAAAAUUAGCAGUUUUGUGAAAGUACCUUGAAACUAAGUAGAAUACUAAUUUAUAUUAAUGACA
This is a messenger RNA of Leptinotarsa decemlineata (Colorado potato beetle), 2240 nucleotides long. RefSeq names its product Smad/Smad4 homolog Medea (gene Med). The record is from RefSeq and is a predicted model, not a curated record. NCBI's taxonomy places the organism in Eukaryota, Metazoa, Arthropoda, Insecta, Coleoptera, Chrysomelidae.